This is a messenger RNA of Oncorhynchus tshawytscha (Chinook salmon), 524 nucleotides long. RefSeq names its product SEM1 26S proteasome subunit (gene sem1). Bases 19 to 324 code for a protein of 101 amino acids. Gene Ontology annotation, biological process: proteasome assembly; double-strand break repair via homologous recombination; mRNA export from nucleus. The record is from RefSeq and is a predicted model, not a curated record. Lineage: Eukaryota; Metazoa; Chordata; Actinopteri; Salmoniformes; Salmonidae. The transcript is spliced from 3 exons. Gene Ontology annotation, cellular component: proteasome regulatory particle, lid subcomplex; proteasome complex.
UUAAAUGAAUGCAUUUGCAUGUGUGGGGGGAGUGCAUUCCAGUUGCCUGGUGGCAGAGCAGCUGAAGGCCCGGACACCCACGGCGGAGAGGCGGAAUGGGGGAUUGACAAGCGGAAUGGGGGAUUGACAAGGAGACCAGCAGAGUUGAAGCGGAGGGAGGAUAGGCUGGGAGAAGGUCAGAGAGAUUGGACUGGGUUGGAUGAGGAUGAAGAUGCCCACGUGUGGGAAGACAACUGGGAUGAUGACAAUGUAGAGGACGACUUCUCUAAUCAACUAAGAGCGGAGCUGGAGAAACAUGGGUACAAGAUGGAGACGUCGCAGUAGCCGCUGAGUCCACACGGCUGUUGAGAUUGGAUAGGGAUGGACUUGAUGUUUUUUAUAUUUAUAACAUACUUAAAAUGGAGGAUGUUUAACAUGCUAAACUCGCACACAUUUUUGUACGAAACCUUAGCAAGAAUAAGGUGUUUCAUGAGUAAAUCCCCCAUCAGAGUUAUGUAGACAUUAAAGAUGGUUCUGUUCAAGUA